AUGAAAAAGCGCUCCACUUAUCUUUACGAAGAUGACUCAAAUCCAUGUUCAUGGAGAGGAGUCACUUGCAGCAACAACAAUCGAUCCAUCAUCCGUCUCUCUUUUCCCUCUUCGAAACUCUAUAAUUCUGAUUUUCUAACUGAUUUGUGCCAAAUUGAUACUUUAGAGUACCUUGAUUUCUCCAGAAUUUUUUUGACAACCAUCCCUAGUGAUUUCAUCAAAGACUCUGGACGGAUUAAUGAGCUCAAUUACUUGAAUUUCAGUCAGAACAGAUUGUCUGGUCCUUUGCCUAAUUUUAGUGGUUUUGGUGGGUUACAGUACUUGGACUUGUCCUAUAAUUCAUUAACUGAAAGUAUUGAUUCUCAACUAAAUGGGUCAGUUGGAAUCAGAAGCUUGAAUCUGAGCUUCAACCAGUUCACUGGUUUAAUCCCUUCCCAACGUGGUAAAGCCAUGGUUUUGGAAGAGUUGCAGCUCAAGAACAACUUUUUUCAAGAUCAAAUCCCUGAAGAGCUCAUGAAUUACACAUCGCUAGUUCUGAUUGAUCUCAGUGGUAAUAAACUUUCUGGGCCUGUUUCUGAUAGGAUAGGACAACUCUGCAAGUUGAAGAUCCUUAUUCUGUCAACCAAUAAUCUCAGUGGAGGAAUUCCUGACAGUCUUUCAAGUAUUAAGACACUCUCUCAGUUUGCUGCUUAUCAGAAUAGCUUUUCUGGCGUAAUUCCUUCUGGGAUUUCAAGAUAUCUGGGGAUUUUGGACCUUAGUUACAACAACUUAAAUGGUUCGAUCCCAUCCGACCUUCUGUCAUCAUCAACUUUGCAGUCUGUUGAUCUGUCUUAUAAUUCAUUGGAAGGGCCGAUCCCCUCGAAGUUUUCGCAAAGCUUGAUUCGGUUGAUCCUUGGGGCAAUUCUCUUAAUGAGUUUAGCUCUGUUGAAUCUUGCUCAGAAUGAGUUCUAUGGUCCAUUGCCAGAAGAGUUAGGAAAUCUUCAUCAACUUCAGGUUAUGCAGCUCCAAUCCAACAGGCUUACAGGAGAGAUUCCUCCACAAUUUUCACAACUACAGAAGUUGUCUAUUCUGAAUAUCAGCAGGAAUUCAUUGACUGGUUCGAUACCUUCUGAAAUUUCCAGCUUAGGGAACCUCAUAAGGCUGGACUUACGUGCUAACAGUUUUGGUGGUUCAAUACCCAAUUCAAUUGGGUACUUGAAGUCACUGAUAGAACUCCAGCUGGGAAACAACAAUUUGAGUGGGAAGAUUCCUAGCAUGCCUAGUAACUUGCAGAUUGCUCUCAACCUCGGCAGGAACCACUUGAAUUUCCAUAUAUAUUGCACUCGAUGA
Macadamia integrifolia is the source of this 1329-nucleotide messenger RNA. Its product is annotated as LRR receptor-like serine/threonine-protein kinase RGI5. NCBI's taxonomy places the organism in Eukaryota, Viridiplantae, Streptophyta, Magnoliopsida, Proteales, Proteaceae. Gene Ontology annotation, molecular function: protein binding. The record is from RefSeq and is a predicted model, not a curated record. The transcript is spliced from 3 exons. Bases 1 to 1329 code for a protein of 442 amino acids.